Trametes versicolor FP-101664 SS1 is the source of this 1212-nucleotide messenger RNA. Its product is annotated as glutathione S-transferase. Lineage: Eukaryota; Fungi; Basidiomycota; Agaricomycetes; Polyporales; Polyporaceae. Gene Ontology annotation, cellular component: cytoplasm. The record is from RefSeq and is a predicted model, not a curated record. Gene Ontology annotation, molecular function: glutathione transferase activity. The transcript has 6 exons. Bases 84 to 1049 code for a protein of 321 amino acids.
CCCACCGCGUCAGGCAGCUCGCUACUGCUAUAAAGCCGCGCUCCCUAGGUCUCAGACAACUUACUCAACCCCCGCAUCGCAUCAUGAGCUCUACUACGCGCGACGUCUCGCACUUGUCCGACAUCUCCAAGAGCAUCUCUGAGCCAGACGGCUCGUUCAACCGCAAGCCCUCCGUGUUCAGGAACUUCGUGGAAAAGGGCGGCGCGUUCGCGCCCGAGAAGGGCCGGUACCACCUCUAUGUGUCCUACGCAUGCCCCUGGGCGACGCGCACGCUCAUCGUGCGCAAGAUCAAGGGCCUCGAGGAGUUCAUAGACGUUAGCGUCGUCUCGCCGCGCAUGGGCGCGCACGGCUGGCCGUUUGCGAACGUCGACGCGUUCCCCGGCGCCGACGCGGACCCCCUCUUCGGCGCGGAGCACGUCAAAGAUUUGUACAUGCGCGUGAACCCCGACUACGAGGGCCGCUUCACGGUUCCUAUCCUCUGGGACAAGAAGACCUCGGCGAUCGUGAACAACGAGAGCUCGGAGAUCAUCCGGAUGUUCAACACCGCGUUCAAUGACCAGCUCCCCUCGGACAAGGCCGCGAUCGACCUCUACCCGGAGGCGCUCCGCGGGGAGAUCGACGGGAUUAACGAGUGGGUGUACGACACCGUCAACAACGGCGUGUACAAGUCCGGCUUCGCGACAUCACAGAAGGCAUACGAGGCCGCGGUCGUCCCCCUGUUCGAGUCGCUCGACCGGCUCGAGAAGAUCCUCACUGGCAAGGACUACCUCGUCGGCGACCAGCUCACAGAGGCAGAUAUUCGCCUCUUUGUGACCAUCGUGCGCUUCGACCCCGUCUACGUCGGCCACUUCAAGUGCAACAUCCGCACCAUCCGCGAUGGCUACCCUGCGAUUGACCUGUGGAUGCGGAAGCUGUACUGGAACAACUCCGCGUUCUCGUCGACGUGCAACUUUGAGCACAUCAAGACGCAUUACUACUGGUCGCAUCCCCAGAUUAACCCGCACCGCGUCGUGCCCGUGGGCCCGAUCCCGAACAUUCUUCCUCUGUAAAGGGCGUUCUCGCAUGGAAUAUGGAGCGCGUUAAGCAAGCAUUACAGAAUCACCUUAUCAGACUCAAGAGUGUACAAUAGUCGCGCAGAAGGCUGACGCAUAAAGCGAUGUAUCAUACAACUUCCACAUGGUUGAACAUGGGGUUAUCCGGAUGCCAAAUGAC